CUUUGCGGCUGUCUCCCGGAAGGGAAACACGUGGGCACGGGGCAAAGGAAACAGCUAUCGAGGAUGAUGUCGGUGUACCUGGUGGCGGCCAAGAUCCUGGAUAAACUGCAUCGAAAGGAGGGGGCUCUGAAGACGCUUGUAUAUGACAGCAAAUACAAGAAUGUCCGUCAGCUGUACGCACUGCUCUGUGAGACCCUCCGCUACUCUGCCAUACUGGAGGAAAUUAUCACCAGCUCAGGCUUUCUCGGAGGGCAAGUGAAGAUGACCCCCAACCUGGCCAAGGUGGUGGUUUAUGACUUACUAUUUGGAAAGGGAGUGCAGUGUGGGGGCCGGUUGAAAGCGGUUGUCCUCGCACACCGGACCAGGUUGAGGGCAGAACUUGCACGUCUGAAAGUGAAAAAGAAGGUCAGCAGCGAUAAGGAUCUGGUGACUCCUGCAGGCGGUGCGGCUGUCGGUGCUGUGGUGCCACGUUAUGUCCGUGUCAACACGCUGAAGACUUGCAUCUCUGAUGUUGUUGCUUAUUUUAAGCGUCAAGGCUACACCUACCUAGGCAAAGCACGCAGUAUAGAAGAGCUUAAAGAACUUUGGCGGAAACCAGGGAAGAAGUUCCUGCAGGACCUUCAUGUUCCAGAUCUACUGGCAUUUCCUCCGGACACAGAUUUCCAUAAUGAUUCCUUAUAUACAGCGGGCCACCUUAUACUGCAGGACAAAGCAAGCUGCCUCCCAGCUUUACUUUUGGCUCCUCCAGUGGGUUCCUUUGUAAUUGAUGCCUGCGCUGCUCCUGGGAAUAAGACAAGCCAGCUGGCUUCCUUUUUGCAGAACAAGGGGAAGGUGUUUGCCUUUGACUUGGACACCAAACGUUUAGCCACAAUGAGCACGCUUCUGCUACGAGCUGGGGUAACGUGCCAGGAGCUAGCCAAUCAGGACUUCCUUACAGUCAAUCCAGAUGACCCCAAAUUUCAGAAAGUGAGCCACAUCCUUGUAGACCCAUCGUGUAGUGGAUCAGGGAUGCCAGACUUGGUGAGGUUGCUUACUGAUGAGGCAGAGCCCGAUCAGGUUAUGCGUCUGCAGGCUCUUUCAAGAUUCCAGUGCCGUGCUGUGUCCCAUGCCCUUCGUUUUCCAUCCGUGCAGCGUGUUGUGUACUCGACUUGCUCUGUCCACCAACAGGAAAAUGAAGAUGUAGUGUGGAGCACCCUCGAACAAAACCCAGAUUUCAGAUUGGUCAAUGCUCUCCCUUUGUGGCCAUUACGAGGAUUGGACACCUUCCCAGACUCCAGAUGCUGUCUUCGCGCGUCAAUGUCAGACACUCUCACAAAUGGCUUCUUUGUAGCUGUUUUUGAGCGCAAACCCCAACAAAAUGAAAGCCCCAUCUUGAUGACAAGAGAAAGUUGCCCUAAAGAAGAAAAAAAUGAAGAGGAAGAGAAUACAGAGUGUGGGUUAGUAAACAAUCCCAGUAUCCCACGGCAGAAGGAAAAAAAGAAGGUUCAGACGACUCAACAAGAAAGCUGCGCAAAGAAAAAACGUAGAAAGAAGAAAAAUAAGACUGCUCCUCAGUAAAUAAAACACCUGAAAUGUUUUAA
Spea bombifrons (plains spadefoot toad) is the source of this 1580-nucleotide messenger RNA. RefSeq names its product NOP2/Sun RNA methyltransferase 5 (gene NSUN5). The transcript has 10 exons. Gene Ontology annotation, cellular component: nucleolus. The coding region runs from base 64 to 1557 and encodes 497 amino acids. Gene Ontology annotation, biological process: rRNA base methylation. The record is from RefSeq and is a predicted model, not a curated record. Gene Ontology annotation, molecular function: methyltransferase activity. Lineage: Eukaryota; Metazoa; Chordata; Amphibia; Anura; Pelobatidae.